CCUUCCCAUAUGUUACAAAUCAAGUCUAUAGCAUUAUUCUCUCUCUUCCACUUGUCUCUCUUCCUUUUCUCAAACUAUAUCUCUUCACACCUCUAUUCUUCCCUUCCUUCCCAUCAACUUUAUCAUCCAAUUAAAACACAGGAAGGGAUAUACAAACCUCAUCUCAUCUCAUAUAUAUAGGGUCAGAAGAUACAGAGAUCAGAAAAGAGAGAGAGAGAGAGAGAGAGAGAGAGAGAGAGAGAUGAGUGGCGGUGAUGAUAUCGUGGAGAUGGCUGUAAGCAGCCUAGGCAAAGGGUUUGAUUUAACCUCAGAUUUCCGGCUCAAGUACUGCAAAGGCAAACAAAGACUGGUUUUGCUCAACGACGCCGAUAAAAAAGAACUCGCAGUUCCUGGCUUCGGGUCCAUCCAACAAGUCUCCACCGAUAUUAAAUGUGACAAAGGCGAUCGUACACGUUACCAAUCCGAUAUCUUCACAUUCAAUCAGAUGUCGCAAUAUUUCAACCAAAAGGCCAGUGUGCCUGGGAAAAUCCCAUCAGGGUUGUUCAAUGCCAUGUUUGGUUUCGAAAGUGGUUCGUGGGCAGCGGAUGCAGCCAACGUCAAACACUUGGCUCUGGAUGGUUACUUCAUCAUCUUCUUCAAUGUUCAUAUCGAUAGGUACCCUCUUGUUCUUGCCGAUCAAGUUCGUCAUUCUGUUCCGUCCACUUGGGAUCCCCCUGCCCUUGCAAGGUUCAUAGAGAAGUAUGGGACUCACAUCGUGGUGGGAUUGAGUAUUGGGGGCGAGGAUGUGGUGUUAGUAAAGCAAGAUAAAUCUUCUAACAUGGAGCCAUCUGACCUCAAAAAUCACUUGAACGAGCUUGGAGAUCAGCACUUUACAGGGACAUGCAAUUUCUCCCCAUUACACUCCAAAGCAAAAGACCAAAGACACAAGGCACCACCGGCCUUCAAUGUCUUUCAUCAUGAUCCCAAAUCUGUGGCCCUUAAUGGCUUCUCCACCGCAAACACAAAAGAUGGUAUUAGCGUGAUAGGCUAUAAAAGAGGAGGAGAUCCCUUGGCCAGUAGCCACUGCGAGUGGCUUCAAACCGUUGGAUCGAUGCCGGAUGCGAUUCAAUUUAGCUUCAUUCCCAUCACGUCUCUACUUAAGGGUGUGCCCGGCAAAGGUUUCUUAUCCCAUGCCAUCAACCUCUAUCUUCGAUACAAGCCUCCUAUAGCUGAUUUGCAGUACUUUCUUGAUUUUCAAGCCCACAAACUUUGGGCUCCUGUUCUCAAUGACCUGGCUCUAGGUCCUGCCACAAAUAGGGCCACGCGGGCGCCUGCUCUUCACUUCAGCUUGAUGGGUCCUAAACUAUAUGUAAACACUGCACAGGUUAGAGUUGGAAAUAGGCCUGUCACAGGGAUGCGCUUGUAUCUCGAGGGCAGGAAAUGCAACAGGCUAGCUGUGCACCUCCAACAUCUAUCAAACACUCCAUUUAUGUUGCAGCAGAACAAGAUAGAUCCUGAUCAGCCACCAACAUGGCGAGGAUCAGAUGACAUCGGGGACCACCGCUACUUCGAAGCAAUAAACUGGAAAAGAUUUUCCCAUGUCUGCACGGUGCCAGUAAAAUACGACCCCAAAUGGACGUCCCCCAACAAAACUGCGGCCUUCGUAGUCUCCGGAGCUCAACUUGUCGUGAAGCAACAUGAGACAAAGAGUGUUCUCCAUCUCCGGCUUUUGUUCACCAAAGUCUCAGAUUGUUUUCUCGUCCAAUCAAACUGGACAGAGAGCCCCUCUCAACUUUCUCAAAAGUCAACCUCGUCUGGCCUCUUCAGUGCAAUAAGCACAUCAAUUCCGGGCAAUAAUUGGGUGAGGGAGAAAGUGCAGCCUGAUGACGAUCAAGUGAUUGUGGACUCAAGUGUGUUUCCUACGGGGCCUCCGGUGCCAUUGCAGUUACAGAAGUUUGUGAAAUAUGUGGACAUGUCACAUCUGUGUAGGGGCCCACAGGAUAGUCCUGGGUAUUGGUUGGUCACUGGAGCGAAGUUGAACUUGGUGAAGGGCAAGAUUAGUUUGCAAGUCAAGUUUUCUUUGCUCAACAUGUCUUCUCCAGCAAUUUCUCCUACUCUUCGAGACCUCAUGUACAAUAUUAAUGUCGGGGAAGCCUAAUUAUUUUCAUUCUUUAGUAGCUUAUGUCGGAGACAAGACUCAAAAGAAGAGAGCGUCAAAGUUGGUCGCCACUCUAAAUGUGCAGAGUACUUAGGGAGAGUUUUAUAUCAGGAUUCGGGAGGAGGUAGUAUUUUUAAGUAUAUUCAGAUCAAUCAGAUUCUAUCAUUCUUCAAUUAUUCCACAUCAAAAUGUUACAUGGAGGCUAGAAUGAGGGGUUCUUAAUAGCCGUUUGAUUCAAUGUAAAGUUAUUAUUAAACUGUCGGAUUGAAAACCCUCUUAUUGUAACCCCUCAUUUUACGACUCCAUCAUAGAAGCUCCCCAAAAUGUUAUGGG
This is a messenger RNA of Prunus avium (sweet cherry), 2470 nucleotides long. RefSeq names its product MAC/Perforin domain-containing protein. Gene Ontology annotation, biological process: regulation of salicylic acid mediated signaling pathway; plant-type hypersensitive response. The record is from RefSeq and is a predicted model, not a curated record. Gene Ontology annotation, cellular component: plasma membrane. Lineage: Eukaryota; Viridiplantae; Streptophyta; Magnoliopsida; Rosales; Rosaceae.